GAGCCAACUGUGCAGCACCCCGAAAAUGAGAAGGAGCCCGAGGAAACCGUGCACCCCGAGAAGGAGAAGGAGCCCGCUGCAAGGAGCGAGCCGACUGUGCACCCCGAGAAGGAGAAGGAGCCCGCUGCAAGGAGCGAGCCAACCGUGAACCCCGAAACUGGAGAGAUCAAGCCGACUGUGGACGCCGAAAAGCAGGAGAAGGAGCCGGCUGGACAGAUCAAGCCGACUGUGGACCCCGAAAAGCAGGAGAAGGAGCCGGCUGGAGAGAUCAAGCCGACUGUGGACCCCGAAAAGCAGGAGAAGGAGCCGGCUGGAGAGAUCAAGCCGACUGUGGACGCCGAAAAGCAGGAGAAGGAGCCCGCUAGAGAGAGCCAGCCGACUGUGGACCCCGAAAAGGAGAAGGAGCCCGCUGGAGAGAGCAACCUGACU
Messenger RNA from Symbiodinium sp. CCMP2456, 429 nucleotides. The record is from the annotation of a GenBank genome assembly. NCBI's taxonomy places the organism in Eukaryota, Dinophyceae, Suessiales, Symbiodiniaceae.